This is a messenger RNA of Melitaea cinxia (Glanville fritillary), 1371 nucleotides long. Its product is annotated as tRNA (guanine(37)-N1)-methyltransferase. The transcript has a single exon. Gene Ontology annotation, cellular component: cytoplasm; mitochondrial matrix. The coding region runs from base 1 to 1332 and encodes 443 amino acids. Gene Ontology annotation, biological process: mitochondrial tRNA methylation; tRNA N1-guanine methylation. The record is from RefSeq and is a predicted model, not a curated record. Lineage: Eukaryota; Metazoa; Arthropoda; Insecta; Lepidoptera; Nymphalidae.
AUGUCUACUUCAUCAAAGUCGUUGUUGAUACCGACCGGUGUUCGUGGCAUGAAAAGUCUCGACCGUGAGAAAUUCAAUCGUAAAAUCACUGCACCCGUUCUUAAAGUAUCAGAAGACAAAUUGUCCAAAGUAACUCCAAUAUGCAAAGCAUACUUUUUAAAAAUGUCAAAUUUUAAACCAGUGCAAAGCUCAGUUGCUCAGUGUAACGAAAAUUUAAACAAGUGCAUUUAUUUUGACCCUGAUAAAGUAACAAAUUGGACCGAUAUUACUGAAAAUAUUCGCACAUCACUGAACCAAUAUGACAUAAAUGAGAAAAAUUUCGAUUUAUUUGAUAUAACAUUGACUUAUGACAAUUUUAAGUUUGAUACAAUUUUCAAAGCGGUAUUACCUGAAAAUGAAGAAAUCGUGAGCAGUUUCUCACACAUUGGUCACAUUAUACAUCUUAAUUUACGCGAUCACUUAUUGGAGUACCGUGGGCUUAUAGGACAAGUUUUACUUGACAAAAUUAAAAAUUGUCGCACAGUUGUCAAUAAAACCUACGUCAUUGACAACACAUACAGAAAUUUCAGCAUGGAGGUGAUUGCUGGAGAUGAGGACUUUCUAGUGACAGUGAAAGAAAACAAAUGUAAUUUUCAAUUUGAUUUUUCAAAAGUUUACUGGAAUCCGAGGUUAUGCAAGGAACACGAAAGAAUCCUUGAAAUACUGAAACCCAGGGAUGUUCUAUUUGAUGUAUUCUGUGGUGUCGGACCCUUUGCAAUACCGGCUGCAAAAAAGAACUGCAGAGUAUUAGCUAAUGACCUGAAUCCGGAAUCAUAUAAAUGGCUCAAUUUUAAUGCUAAGCAUAAUAAGAUAAAAACUGAUAAUUUUAAAUCUUUCAACAUGGAUGGUAAAGAUUUUAUACAAGAAAUUUUCAAAGACUUUAUAUUAAAUGUUUGCAAAGAAAAUGAUAAAGUAAGCGAUGGAGCUAAAAUCCAUAUAACCAUGAACUUACCAGCAAUUGCUGUUGAAUUUUUGAAAUAUUUCAAAGGAUUAAUUCAGGAAAUAGAAUUAAAAGACAAAUUUAAUUUGGACAUUAUUGUACAUGUUUACUGUUUUACAACCGGAGACAAUCACCAAGCAAUUGCUAAGCAAUUGGUUAACGAUAAUUUUGGUGUUGAUGUGUCACCUCACAUAGUUGAUAUUUUUGCUGUAAGAAAUGUAUCUCCUAAAAAGGAAAUGAUGAGAGUCUCAUUCAGACUUACAAAGGAAUUUAUUUUUAAUAAUAACUAUAUCGCAGAAGAGACAAACGAACCUCCAUGUAAAAUUAAAUGUACAAGGAAGACAGAAGAAUAAAUUAUUGUAUUUAUGUUAUGAAAUAAAUACAUAUCGUUA